This is a messenger RNA of Caenorhabditis bovis, 609 nucleotides long. The record is from the annotation of a GenBank genome assembly. Lineage: Eukaryota; Metazoa; Nematoda; Chromadorea; Rhabditida; Rhabditidae.
AUGAAAACAGAAGAAGUAACCGAAAAUCCGGAAAAGAUUUUCGAUAAAAUAACAGGAAAACCAUUCUGGAUGGAUAUUGAUUUGGAGCAAGUUGAUCUCGAAAAGGAAGGCAUCGAAGUCGAAGGAAGACUAACAUCGGAGCACGUUGUGAUGUAUCUUGACAAGAAGUUGAGUCUGACUCCCCCUCCAAUUGAUAUGCCGAAAUUCGAUGUGACCCUUGAUUUAGAAGAACUCCAAUCUCGAGACAAUAUUUACUUCACAAUUGAUGCAAUCAACUAUAACACUCUUAAGAAUAUGGUCGAUCAUUGUGCAAGAGCAUUAUUCUCGAAGAAAAGCUCUGAAGACAAAGACAACGCGUUCAACGAGCAAAUGUCGGACAUGCAUCAGGAAAACAGUGCCCAUAAUAACGACGAUGAAUCAGAUACGUGUUAUAAGGUGACAUUCAAUGUGGACAACCUCAUGGUGGUCACAUACGAUAGAGAACAUCCAAUUGAAUCAAUAGCGAAUAUGAUCGAAAAUGAGAAGGCUGCAGCGGCAGGUUCGAAAGUAACGACUACAACAACGACGGUCAAAACGACGCCGACGACAGUCACCGCUCUUCCUAAGUAA